UCUCUGUCAUGUGAUACAUUUUGGAAUGCAAAUGAAUUGUAGAAUUUUUCUUUGCUGGUGUGUAGGAAGAACGAGUGGGAAUGGUGUAGUGUGUCAGCUCAUUUUCCAGGCAGGAGGUGCAGCCAGGUUUUGGAGAAUUGAAGCGCUCAUCGUGAUCACUGGGGAGUAGUUUGCAAGCUCUCUGUCGUCAUGGAGAAUGAACAGAAUCCACCUCCCACCAACGCUAACAGCAGUAGCCGUCCACAGGUCCCCCAGAUCUCUGUCUACAGCAGUUUGCCUGAGCGCCAGGCUGUCCAGGUGAUCCAGCAGGCUCUCCAUCGCCAGCCCAACACUGCCGCUCAGUACCUCCAGCAGAUGUAUGCUGCCCAACAGCAGCACCUGAUGCUGCAAACUGCAGCUCUACAGCAGCAACACCUGAGCAGCGCCCAGUUGCAGAGCCUGGCAGCAGUGCAGCAGGCUAGUUUAGCUGCCAAUAGACAGGGAUCGUCGCCGAAUGGGAAUGUCUCGCAGCAACCUGUCUCUUCCCAGACAACUAUUAACCUCGCGACAUCCCCUGCUGCUGCUCAGUUGAUCAGCCGUGCUCAAAGUGUUAACUCUGCAGCUGCCACCGGGAUUGCUCAGCAGGCUGUCUUACUGGGGAACUCUAACAGUCCCACAUUAACUGCCAGCCAGGCACAAAUGUACCUUCGGGCUCAGAUGGUAAGCAGCAACCUGGCACAGCAAAGUAACCUUGUGCAAGUAGCUAGGACCCUAGGACGUGCUGUUCCUUUGUCCCCCCAGCUCAUUUUCACACCCACUGCCACAGUCGCUGCUGUCCAACCUGAGGUCACCAUCUCUCCUGCGAACCAACAAUCAGCUGCUCCACAGGUGCAAAAUUUAGCAAUAAGAAGUCAACAGAAUACAGCAGCAACAGUCCAGCCACAACUUCAAAGCGUCGCUCUGAAAGCUACUCCGUCUGUUCAGCAAGCUUCAACUACCUCCCAGCCUAAAACUUCAGGACAAGCUCCUAUGGCUGCUACCAAAGGAGGCCAGCCUGAAAACAUGGCCGAAAGUGGAAAGAAAAGUGAAAUAGUCAGCUCUUCCAGCACUGACACCAGAGCAGUCAGUGUGACCCCCACAGCAACCCCUGUGACCACACACGCUCUCAUUACCACAGGGAAAGUUCCAGAGAGUGUUAAUGUAAAGAACACCAGCCCUGCCCCCACCAUGACAUCCGGGAAUGGCAACACAACUUCAUCUGUAACUGCAAGUGUGCCUCAGAGCACAGAGAACAAACCCCCCCAGGCGAUUGUCAAACCACAGAUCCUGACCCAUGUCAUUGAAGGGUUUGUCAUACAGGAGGGGGCUGAACCUUUUCCAGUUGGCCGUUCUUCAUUGCUGAUUGAAAAUCUGGCAAAACAAAAGCAACAGCAACAGGCAUCUGUGCAGCCAGCAGAGAAACUACCGCAGCUGAAUAACACCGACUCCGAGAUGGAUGACCUCAGCCAGCAAGACUCAAAGGAGAAGGAAGAGGAUGCUCUCAAACUGAAGUGUGAAUUUUGCGGAAGGCUUGAUUACGCUCAUAAGUUUAAGGGAUCAAAGCGAUUCUGCUCCAUGGCCUGUGCGAAGAGGUACAAUGUUGGCUGCAGUAAACGAGUGGGUCUCUUCAAACCCGAUAAAAGCAAAUACUUGCAGAAGAAGGAAGGAGGCAAAUUAGGGCGAAGAGGGCCAAGGAAGAAUAGUUUGCACAAUGCCAAUAAAGAGCAACACAAGAAACAACCGAAGCAGCCGCCAGCCAAUGUAGGGUUAAAUCAGGAGGACUCCAGCAGAGGGUCAGAUAACUCCAGCUAUGAAGAACCACUGUCACCGAUCUCUGCCAGCUCCUCAACAUCUCGGAGGCGCCAGAACGAACGAGAGUUGGACAUUCAUGAUAUGAGGGUGCGAGAGCCAAUGGGAAUUGGUCACCACUUCUUGCCCAAUGACCCCACCAAGUGGAAUGUGGAGGAUGUGUGUGAGUUUAUCCGUUCACUGCCAGGUUGCCAGGAGAUUGCUGAUGAAUUCCGGGCACAGGAAAUUGAUGGCCAGGCCCUUUUGCUGCUCAAAGAAGAUCAUCUGAUGACUGCCAUGAACAUUAAGUUAGGGCCAGCUUUGAAAAUUUAUGCCCGAAUCAACAUGCUGAAAGAUUCCUAACAAAAAGCUAUGGGAAAUCAAGAAGGAUGUUGGACAACUAGAGUAACGGCUAUACUAUAAGCCGAGGUUUCUGGUCACUGUGAUGAUAGUACUCUUUUGGAAAGAAAAUGGAAGUGUUGUACAACAAAUUCAAACUACAAUGAGCGCAACACAAUACAAUUAUUGGCUUCGUGAGAAGCUUGCAUUCCAGGUACCAUUUUUCCUGAAUACGGAAAAGGAAGUGCUAUUCCAUAAGCAAAAAUAAAUGCAGAAGUAUUGGCGCAAGGAGUCUUCUCCCCAAGGUGAUUCGAUGCAUUGAGUGUUUAGAUGAUUCUUUUACAGAAUGUUGUGACUCUGCCAGUGGUUGGCAACUGGACACCUCACUGACAUCCUGAAAAUAAUUGUUUUUUGGAGUUAGAUCUGUCCUGAGGUUGGUCUCUGUUUGUUUGAAUCUGCAUGUUUAGAGAUUAGACUUGCUGUAGAAUGAUUUGAUAAUCAACAGAUCUAUUUUGUGAUCUUUUAAUGUGCCUGGAAUAACAAUGGUGCUGUAAAACGACUCUAAUUGUAAUUGUAUAAGGCUGGAUGAUGAAGUAUUUGUGUGGAUGUUCCUGUUUCUAGAAUUUUUAGAUCAUGUAAAAGAAACAAGUGACUUAAUGUUCUGUCUGUGUGGCAGUAUUUCCUUUACAAACUACAGCUUCAACCCUCACCUGUAAACAUUCUUUCCCAACAUGCCAUAGAUUUCAUUUUCCAAGGUCCCUUAUCCCCCUCUGAGUUCUUCUUCCCUAAACUUUUUAAUAGCGAUUCAGAAAGCUGAACAGUCCAGAAUUUAGUAUUUCAACUGAAAAUAUUGUACUCUAGCAAAUGGAUUAAACUGAAGGGUGGAGAUGA
Rhincodon typus (whale shark) is the source of this 3036-nucleotide messenger RNA. RefSeq names its product polyhomeotic-like protein 2. Gene Ontology annotation, cellular component: PRC1 complex; nucleus. Gene Ontology annotation, molecular function: protein binding; zinc ion binding. The coding region runs from base 190 to 2169 and encodes 659 amino acids. The transcript is spliced from 13 exons. Lineage: Eukaryota; Metazoa; Chordata; Chondrichthyes; Orectolobiformes; Rhincodontidae. The record is from RefSeq and is a predicted model, not a curated record.